CCCUCCCUCCCACCCGUUUCCACCACCGACUUCUGCCUGACUUUAAGAGGACGGGGAGAUACCUCGCAGUGAGAGUAGAGAAACUGGACAGGGAGCAGUGAGCGAGAGAAACAAGGGUGUGAAACCAUGUGUUGUACGGGGAAGUGCGCUCGCCUGGUGGGCCUGAUCCUGCUGCCCACCGCCUUCAUCAGCAUGAUCGCCAACCUGCUGCUGUUCUUCCCCGACGGGAAGACUCUGGAGACCGACCAGAUCUCCCUCCAGGUCUGGCUCAUGGGGGGGCUGAUCGGAGGAGGCCUCUUUAUGCUGUGUCCGAGCUGCUCGGCUAUCAAGGCCGGGGGCAAGGGUUGCUGCGGAUAUGGUUGCUGUGGCAACCGUUGCCGGAUGUUGAGCUCGGUGUUCUCCUCGGCGUUCGGCCUGAUCGGAGCCAUCUACUGCACCAGCGUGGCCUCGGCAGGUCUCGCUAUUGGACCCAAGUGUCUGGUCGAUGGCAAAUGGACGUACCCGUUUGAAAACUCUGACAUGGGUAACACCAGCUACCUCACGAACCAGACCUUGUGGACGAUCUGCGAGUCCCCUGCCAACGCAGUGAUGUGGCACGUGGUGCUCUUCUCCAUCCUGCUGGCCAUGGGUCUGCUGCAGGUGGGGCUCUGCGGCAUCCAGGUGGUCAACGGCUGCUUGGGCUGCAUCUGCGGGGACUGCCGCGAGAGAAAAGAUGAUGAUGGUGGACUGUGAAGACCGACCUGCUGUGACCUGCGUCCACAAGGAGCAAGGGAUUGAAAGCUGUGAAGCAGAUUGAGAUUUUCUUCUGAUACUCCGCUGUACUUUUAUUCUGAAGACAUCCUGUUUGAGAAGCUUUACUCCAUUUGUUGUUCAUGUCGGUGGUUUGUCUCUUUGCUUCCUUUUUUUUUUUUUAGGACUGUCAACAUGAAUCACACUGUAAUGGUGAGGAUUGGUUUGCUUUUGCUAUAAAGAAACAAACAUAAAAAAAUGUAUGAAUUUCAAAUAUUAUUUUUAACUUUGUAGUGCUUGUGCAUCAUGAGUGAAAGUUAAGCUACAUCAAUAUUAAAACUUAUUUUUCCCAAGAAA
Molecule: messenger RNA, 1086 nt
Organism: Hippoglossus stenolepis (Pacific halibut)
Lineage: Eukaryota; Metazoa; Chordata; Actinopteri; Pleuronectiformes; Pleuronectidae
Gene: tm4sf5
Product: transmembrane 4 L six family member 5
Exons: 5
Coding region: 127-732 (201 amino acids)
Cellular component (GO): membrane
Source: RefSeq, a predicted model, not a curated record